AUGUACGGUGGCCUAAAUUCGCCAUGGCUAGUAGGAGGUGACUUCAACAUAAUAGUGAAGUAUGGUGGAUUAGAAGUGCCAUUUGUGGAGGUUAAGGAUUUCAAUCAGUGCAAUAAUCUUUGUCAACUCACAGAUAUGGGAUUCAAAGGUAGCAUGUAUACAUGGUGGAAUGGAAGAUUAGAUGAUCAAUGUAUUUUCAAGAGAUUGGACAGAUGUUUAGAUAACCAGGAAUUACAAGAUAUGUAUCCUAAUUUUGAAGUGGAGCAUCUUAUCAAGCAAGGAUCUGAUCACUCUCCAUUGAUGAUUACUUGUUCAGAAGAUAGAAGGAUAAUUAAGAAAAUUUUCAGGUUGUUAAACUUCUGGGUAGAACAUCCUACUUUUGUGGAAAUGGUGAGAUCUAACUGGUCAGGAUAUCAUGGAUCAAACCCUUUCUAUAUCUUUCAUAGCAAGUUGAAGAAUCUCAGUAAAGUGUUGUCUAAAUGGAGUAGAGAUACUUAUGGGGAUAUCUUUAGACAGAUAGAUACACUAGUAGAAGUGGUCAAAAUUCAUGAAUUGGAAUUUGAAGAAAACCCCACAGGAACUAACAGAGAAAGAUUGCAGAAAGUACAAGCUGAGUUGAUUAAAUUCUAUGCUGUGGAUGAGCAAUUCUGGAAGCAAAAAUCUGGUAUGCAGUGGUUCAUGGAUGGGGACAGAAAUACAAAAUUCUUUCAUGCACAUGUGAAAGGGAAGAGGAAAAAGCUGCAACUUAAUAGAAUCCAGGAUCAGAAUAGUAUGUGCUUAGAGAAUGGAGAUGAUAUUGUGAGGGAAGCUACUAAUUUCUUUCAAAAUCAGUUUAUUGCUGAAACAGAGGCAACUGAUUUUGAGCUACUGAAACACAUCCCUAAAUUGAUCACAGCUGAACAGAAUAGAGAACUACAUGAGUUUUCUGAAGAUAGUGAAAUCAAAAGUGCAGUGUUUGGGUUGAAUGCUAAUAGUGCAGGUGGUCCUGAUGGAUAUACAGGAAAGUUUUUUCAAGCUACAUGGGAUAUUAUUGCUAAGGAUGUCAUCACUAUGGUACAUUCAUUCUUUUGUGGACAUGAACUACCAAGAUAUGUAACCUGCACCAACUUAGUGUUAAUUCCCAAAAAGAAAGAGGUUCUUACUUGUUCAGAUCUAAGGCCUAUCAGUUUAAGUAACUUCAUCAGUAAGGUUUUCUCAAGAAUAAUACAUGAGAGAAUGGUGAAGUUGCUAUCCCAGAUAAUAUCACCUCAGCAGGCAGAUUUUGUGAAAAGAAGAAGCAUUGUGGAGAAUAUUUUUCUUGUUCAAGAAAUAGUCCAUGACAUAAGAAUAAGGGAAAGCCAGCCAAUGCAAUUAUCAAACCGGAUAUGGCAAAGGCUUAUGACAGAGUUUCUUGGUUAUUCUUAA
Messenger RNA from Lycium barbarum (goji berry), 1404 nucleotides. RefSeq lists its product as uncharacterized. The coding region runs from base 1 to 1404 and encodes 467 amino acids. Lineage: Eukaryota; Viridiplantae; Streptophyta; Magnoliopsida; Solanales; Solanaceae. The record is from RefSeq and is a predicted model, not a curated record. The transcript has a single exon.